Molecule: messenger RNA, 5472 nt
Organism: Nannospalax galili (Upper Galilee mountains blind mole rat)
Lineage: Eukaryota; Metazoa; Chordata; Mammalia; Rodentia; Spalacidae
Gene: Si
Product: sucrase-isomaltase
Exons: 47
Coding region: 1-5472 (1823 amino acids)
Biological process (GO): carbohydrate metabolic process
Molecular function (GO): carbohydrate binding; alpha-1,4-glucosidase activity
Source: RefSeq, a predicted model, not a curated record
AUGGCAAGGAGGAAAUUUAGUGGACUAGAAAUCUUUCUGAUUGUCCUCUUCAUUAUAGUAACUAUAAUAGCUAUUGCUCUAGUUAUAGUUUUAGCAACGAAGACACCUGCUGUUGAAGAAAUAGCCAGUCCAACUUCAACACCAGCCACCACUGCUUAUCCUUCAGGACUUGGAAAAUGUCCCACAGAUCCAAAUGAACCUGUCAAUGAAAGAAUUAACUGCAUUCCAGAACAACAUCCAACACAGGCUCAGUGUGCGGCCCGCGGCUGUUGUUGGAGUCCAUGGAACAGCACUGUCAUUCCUUGGUGCUUCUUCGUAGAUAACCAUGGCUAUAAUUCUGAGGGACUAACAACAACAGAUACUGGUUUGGAAGCCAAGUUGAGCAGGAUCCCUUCCCCUACGCUGUUUGGAGGCGACAUUAAUAAUUUACUCCUCACAAUCCAAAAUCAGACUCCUAAUCGCUUGCGGUUCAAGAUUACAGAUCCAAACAACAAAAGAUUUGAAGUUCCUCAUCAGUUUGUAAAAGAAUUCAAUGGACCCUCAUCUUCUGAGACACUGUAUAAUGUGCAGGUUACAGAUAAUCCAUUUACCCUCAAAGUUAUCAGGAAAAGCAACAACAGAAUCUUGUUUGAUACCAGUGUUGGUCCCCUGGUGUACUCAAACCAGUAUUUACAGAUUUCAACUAAACUUCCAAGUGAAUAUAUUUAUGGCAUUGGGGAGCAUAUUCAUAAGAGAUUUCGUCAUGAUUUGUAUUGGAAAACAUGGCCAAUCUUUACUCGAGAUGAAGCUCCCGGAAAUAAUAACCAUAAUCUCUAUGGGCAUCAAACAUUCUUCAUGGGCAUUGAAGACACAACUGGAAAAUCAUACGGUGUUUUUCUCAUGAACAGCAAUGCAAUGGAGAUUUUCAUCCAGCCAACGCCAAUAGUGACUUACAGAGUUACUGGUGGAAUUCUAGACUUUUAUGUGUUUCUAGGAGAUACACCAGAACAAGUAGUCCAACAGUAUCAAGAGCUCGUUGGACGACCACUGAUGCCUGCUUAUUGGAAUCUUGGAUUUCAACUGAGUCGCUGGAAUUACAAUUCACUGGAUGUAGUGAAGGAAGUUGUGAGAAGAAACCGGGAGGCUGGCAUACCAUAUGACACACAAGUCACUGAUAUUGACUAUAUGGAAGACAAGAAAGACUUCACUUACGAUGAAGCUACAUUUAAUGGACUCCCUGAAUUUGUUCAGGAUUUGCAUAACAAUGGACAAAAAUAUGUCAUUAUUUUGGACCCUGCAAUAUCUAUAAAUAAACGUGCCAAUGGAGCAGACUACGGAACAUAUGUGAGAGGAAACGAACAAAAUGUCUGGGUGAAUGAGUCAGAUGGAACCACACCACUUAUUGGAGAGGUAUGGCCGGGAUUAACAGUGUACCCUGACUUCACUGGCUCCCAGACCAUUGAGUGGUGGGCAAACGAAUGCAGCCUCUUCCAUCAGCAGGUGGAAUAUGAUGGACUUUGGAUUGACAUGAAUGAAGUUUCCAGUUUUAUUCAAGGUUCCCUGAAAGGAUGUGCUGUCAAUGAAUUGAAUUAUCCACCUUUUACUCCAAGCAUUCUUGACCAACUUAUGUAUUCCAAAACACUCUGUAUGGAUUCUGUGCAGAGCUGGGGGAAGCAAUAUGAUGUUCAUAGCCUAUAUGGAUACAGCAUGGCCAUAGCUACAGAGAAAGCUGUGGAAAAAGUGUUUCCUAAUAAGAGAAGCUUCAUUCUCACACGGUCGACAUUUGCCGGGAAUGGAAGACAUGCUAAUCAUUGGCUGGGAGACAAUUCUGCCACGUGGGAGCAAAUGGAAUGGUCCAUCACUGGGAUGCUAGAGUUUGGUCUGUUUGGGAUGCCUUUGGUUGGAGCAGACAUCUGUGGGUUUUUGUUUGACACCACGGAAGAGCUUUGCAGAAGAUGGAUGCAACUUGGAGCAUUUUAUCCAUUUUCUAGAAAUCAUAAUGCUGAAGGCUAUAUUGAACAAGAUCCUGCAGUUUUUGGGCAAGAUUCCCUUUUGGUUAAAACAUCAAAGCACUACCUAAAUAUUCGCUACACCUUGCUGCCUUUCCUCUACACUCUGCUUUAUAAAGCCCAUGCAUUUGGAGAGACGGUUGCAAGGCCAUUUCUUUUUGAAUUUUAUGAAGACACCAACAGCUGGAUUGAGGACACCCAAUUUCUAUGGGGCCCUGCAUUACUUAUCACUCCUGUUUUGAAACAGGGAGCAGAGGUUGUGAGUGCAUACAUCCCUGAUGCUACGUGGUAUGAUUAUGAAACUGGUGAAAAAAGACCUUGGAGAAAACAAAGAAUUGAUAUGCAUCUUCCAGCAGACAAAAUAGGGUUGCAUCUUAGAGGAGGCUAUAUCAUCCCUACCCAGGAACCUGCUGUAACAACAACAGCAAGCCGUAAGAACCCUCUAGGCCUUAUCAUUGCAUUGGAUGAAAAGCUAUCAGCAAAAGGAGACUUCUUUUGGGAUGAUGGUGAAUCUAAAGAUACCAUAGAAAAAGGCAACUAUAUAUUAUAUACAUUUUCAGUGUCUGAUAAUAGCUUGGUUGCAACGUGCACACAUUCAUCAUAUCCGGAUGGCACCACAUUAGCCUUUAAAACUAUCAAAGUCCUUGGGCUGACAGAAAGUGUUACAGAAGUUACCACAGGAGAAAAUAAUCAGCAAAUGUCUCCUCAUAAUAAUUUCACUUAUGAUCCCUCCAGUCAGGUUCUCUUAAUUACAGAUCUCAACUUCAAUCUUGGAAAAAGCUUUAAUGUAGCAUGGACACAAAGUUUCUCAGAAAAUGAGAAAUUCAAUUGUUACCCAGAUUUCUACGAAGCAAACAAAGAACAGUGCGCCCAACGUGGCUGUACGUGGCAAGAAGUUACAUCUGGUGGAGCACCUGAAUGUUACUUUCCAAGGGAAUAUAAUCCUUAUUUGGUUACUUCAACUCAAUAUUUACCAACUGGUAUAACAGCCACCCUCCAAUUGAAUCCUACUAGAGCUCAAAUAAGCCUUCCAUCUUCUCCCAUCUCCACUCUUCGUGUGGAAGUAAAAUAUCACAAAAAUGAAAUGCUGCAGUUUAAGAUAUAUGAUGCCAAUAACAAGAGAUAUGAGGUUCCAGUACCACUGAACAUUCCAGACACUCCAACAAGUUCUUAUGAAAACAGACUUUAUGACGUUGAAAUCAAGGAAAAUCCUUUUGGCAUCCAAGUUCGACGCAGAAGCAGUGGAAAGCUCAUUUGGGAUUCUCGCCUGCCUGGGUUUGCAUUCAAUGACCAGUUCAUUCAGAUAUCUUCCCGACUGCCAUCCCAAUAUCUAUAUGGUUUUGGGGAAGCAGAACACACAGCAUUCAAGCGAGAUUUGAACUGGCACACUUGGGGCAUGUUUUCGAGAGAUCAGCCUCCUGGUUAUAAGUUUAAUUCCUACGGAGUUCAUCCCUAUUACAUGGCUUUGGAAGAUGAAGGCAAUGCUCACGGAGUCUUGCUUCUGAACAGCAAUGCAAUGGAUGUUACAUUCCAGCCAACUCCUGCUCUAACAUACCGCACAAUUGGCGGAAUCUUGGAUUUUUACAUGUUUUUGGGCCCAACUCCAGAAGUUGCAACAAUGCAGUAUCAUGAAGUGAUUGGCUACCCAGUCAUGCCACCUUACUGGGCCCUAGGAUUCCAAUUAUGUCGUUAUGGAUACAGAAACACUUCAGAGAUUGAGGAACUGUAUAAUGGCAUGGUGGCUGCUCAGAUCCCUUAUGAUGUUCAAUACACAGACAUUAAUUAUAUGGAGAGGCAACUUGACUUCACAAUUGGUGAAAAUUUCCGUACUCUUCCUCAGUUUGUUGAAAAAAUAAGAAAAGAAGGAAUGAAAUACAUCAUUAUCCUGGAUCCAGCAAUUUCAGGAAAUGAGACAAAGCCUUAUCCUGCCUAUAGCAGAGGAAUAGAGAAAGAUGUGUUUGUCAAAUGGCCUGGCACAGAUGAUAUUUGUUGGGCAAAGGUUUGGCCAGAUUUACCUAAUGUAACAAUAGAUGAAACCAUUACAGAAGAUGAAGCUGUUAAUGCUUCCAGAGCACAUGUGGCUUUUCCAGAUUUCUUCAAGAAUUCUACAGCAGAGUGGUGGGCAAGGGAAAUUAUAGAUUUCUACAAUGACCAGAUGAAGUUUGAUGGCUUGUGGAUUGAUAUGAAUGAACCAUCGAGCUUUGUAAAUGGAACAACCACUAAUGUGUGCAGAAAUGAUAAACUGAAUUAUCCACCUUACUUACCAGACCUUACAAAAAGAUAUGAGGGGCUACAUUUCAGAACUAUGUGCAUGGAAACUGAGCAGAUUCUUAGUGAUGGAUCAUCAGUUUUGCAUUACGAUGUUCACAAUUUGUAUGGAUGGUCACAGAUAAAACCCACUCUGGAUGCAUUGCAGAAGACAACAGGCAAGAGAGGGAUUGUGAUCUCUCGGUCCACAUAUCCCACUGCUGGUCGGUGGGGGGGACACUGGCUUGGAGACAACUAUGCGAAUUGGGAUAAUUUGGAAAACUCAGUCAUUGGAAUGUUGGAAUUUAAUCUCUUCGGAAUGUCAUAUGUUGGAGCCGACAUCUGUGGUUUUUUCAACAACUCAGAAUAUCAACUCUGUGCCCGUUGGAUGCAACUUGGAGCAUUUUAUCCAUAUUCGAGAAAUCAUAACAUUCAAUUUACUAUAAGACAAGAUCCUGUUUCCUGGAAUGAAACAUUUGCUCAAAUGUCAAAGGAAAUUCUAAAUAUCAGAUAUACCUUAUUGCCCUAUUUCUACACACAAAUGUAUGAAAACCACGCUCAUGGGGGCACUGUCAUCAGACCCCUUAUGCAUGAGUUUUUUAAUGAAAAGAAAACCUGGGAUAUCUACAGGCAGUUCUUGUGGGGCCCAGCUUUCAUGGUGACACCUGUACUUCAUCCUGACCAGACCAGUGUAACCGGCUAUGUCCCCAAUGCUCGGUGGUUUGACUACCAUACUGGUGAAGAUAUAGGCAUUAGGGAGCAAGAAUACACAUUUGAAGCCCCUUUUGAUACAAUAAACCUACAUGUCCGAGGUGGCUACAUUUUACCAUGUCAAGAACCUGCUCAAAACACAGUUCUCAGCCGAAAGAAUUUCAUGAAGCUUAUUGUUGCGGCAGAUGACAAUCACAUGGCACAAGGAACUCUGUUCUGGGAUGAUGGAGAGAGUAUAAACUCCUAUGAAAGAGACCUAUAUACAUUGGUCCAAUUCAACUUAAACAAGACAACUUUGACAAACACUGUAUUGAAACAUGGGUAUAUAAAUAAAGAUGAAAUGAGACUUGGAAUGAUCUUUGUAUGGGGGAUAGGAAAAACCCCUGUCAAUGAAGUAAAGCUGACAUAUAAUGAAAACAUACUACAACCUGAGUUUUUGCAAGAUGCAGCGAAGGAGAUACUUCAUAUUAAACUGCAAAAUUUCAACAUAACUGUAGAUGAAUCAAUAGAAAUCAGCUGGUCAUGA